UUUCAGUGCGAUUCUUGUGCUCAAAGCGUUCGGCGACGUCGAGACAGAGACCGACGACAGCGACGGCUGUCCAAUUGAUUAUUGUUUUUUUUUUGUCUCUUUUUGUUGUUGUGUUUAAGAAUUUGUUGCUGUUCCACACAGGCACACACAGAUACAGAUACAGAUACAGAUACAUAUACAAGUAUAUCUAUAAGCAUUUAUACGCUUACUGUUGGAAGCAGCAGGCCGGUGUGAAUAGAUACAAACAAAUUUUGAAAUACAAAAAAAAAAAAGAACAGCGUCCGUCGACACAAACACAAACGAUGGCCAGCGCCCAACAGGUCAUGGGGCACGAGAUCUCGCCGGCUCGACGGGCCGCCUUUCAAGUGCUGGCCGGCGGCUCUGCCGGUUUCCUAGAGGUGUGCAUCAUGCAGCCGUUGGAUGUGGUUAAGACACGCAUGCAGAUUCAGGCCCGGCCAACGGCCACUGGUGAGGUGCACUACAAUGGGGUCUUUGAUUGCUUCGCCAAGAUGUAUCGGCAGGAGGGCAUCUCCUCUUUCUGGAAGGGAAUUUUGCCACCCAUAUUGGCCGAGACCCCGAAACGCGCCAUUAAGUUCCUGACCUUCGAGCAGACGAAACAGUUCUUCCAGUUCGGCUCACCACAGCCGACGCCGCUCACUUUCUCGCUGGCUGGUCUGACGGCCGGCACCAUCGAGGCCAUUGCCGUCAAUCCGUUCGAGGUGGUGAAGGUGGCGCAGCAGGCGGACCGUCAGAAGAAGAUGGUCGGCACCUAUGCGGUCGCUCGAGAGAUUGUGCAGCGCGAUGGAUUCGGACUGAGUGGCCUCAACAAGGGCCUGACCGCAACUAUGGGACGCAAUGGGGUCUUCAACAUGGUCUACUUCGGUUUCUAUCACAGUGUGAAGAAUGUAGUGCCACCCUCCGAGGAUCACACAUUGGAGUUCUUGCGCAAGGUCUGCAUUGGCUUUAUAGCCGGAACACUGGCCUGCUUCGUCAACAUACCCUUCGAUGUGGCCAAGUCGCGCAUCCAGGGCCCCCAGCCCGUGCAGGGCGUGAUCAAAUAUCGUGGCACCCUCAGCUCUAUGGCAUUGGUGUACAACGAGGAAGGCUUCCGUGCCCUCUACAAGGGUCUGGUGCCAAAGAUUAUGCGUUUGGGUCCGGGCGGUGCCAUUCUAUUGCUGGUCUUCGAGUAUGCCUACGAAUAUCUGUGCACCAACUUUCCCUAAUGGAUAGCCAUAUUGCCAAAUUCUUUGUUAUUUUCUUCUUCUUUUAUCUAAGCCGGCGGAUAAGAUCACUCAUCUCCUAUACUUACUUUGAUCGACUUACUACCUUAAUACAUACAUAUCUGUGUAUGUAUGUGUAUGCCAAUGCAUUUUCUUAAGAUUGUGUGACUUAAGGCUUUUGCUGUUGAAAUUAAAUAGAUAUAUGUGUAUGUUUAAGCAUUAA
Scaptodrosophila lebanonensis is the source of this 1443-nucleotide messenger RNA. RefSeq names its product mitochondrial 2-oxodicarboxylate carrier. The record is from RefSeq and is a predicted model, not a curated record. Bases 303 to 1223 code for a protein of 306 amino acids. The transcript has 3 exons. NCBI's taxonomy places the organism in Eukaryota, Metazoa, Arthropoda, Insecta, Diptera, Drosophilidae.